CAAAACCCUAACACUCAAAUCAACCCCAUUACCGUUUGAUUCCACCACCAUUAAACCCCCUACCCUUCAUCUUUCCACCAUCUUCUCCAUCUAAAGACACCAUCUCUGUGUCUCACAACCACCACCCACCAUGGCAACCGACCACCGUGAACCACUCCACUCAACCACCACCGACAACAUCCCACCCACCACCAAACCCACCAAAAAAGCCGCAAGAACCAUCGAAGAAACCUACCAGAAGAAAACCCAACUCGAACACAUCCUCCUUCGCCCCGACACUUACAUCGGCUCCAUCGAAAAGCACGAACAAACCUUAUGGGUCUGGGAAAACGACCAAAUGGUCAAAAGACCCAUCUCCUACGUCCCAGGCCUGUACAAAAUCUUCGACGAAAUACUCGUGAACGCGGCCGAUAACAAGCAGCGAGACCCGAAGAUGGACUCAGUGAAGGUGAAUAUUGAUGUGGGGAAUAAUUUGAUUAGCGUGUAUAACAAUGGUGAUGGGAUCCCGGUUGAGAUUCAUCAGGAGGAGAAGGUUUAUGUGCCUGAAUUGAUUUUUGGGCAUUUGUUGACGAGUAGUAAUUACGAUGAUUCGAUUAAGAAGACGACCGGUGGGAGGAACGGGUAUGGGGCGAAGCUUGCGAAUAUUUUUUCAACUGAGUUUACGAUUGAGACUGCUGAUGGCAAGCGGAACCGGCGGUAUAAACAGGUCUUUACAAACAACAUGGGGAAGAAAUUGGAACCAACUAUAACAAAGUGCAAGAACAGUGAAAACUGGACAAUGGUUUCAUUCAAGCCUGAUUUAUCAAAGUUCGGCAUGGAAUGUCUAGAAGACGAUGUUGUUGCUUUGAUGAAGAAGCGUGUGGUCGACUUAGCAGGCUGUCUUGGAAAGAGUGUCAAAGUGGAACUAGACGGAAAACGCGUCCCACCUAAAACGUUUGAAGACUAUGUAAAGCUUUAUCUUCAACCAUCAACUGAUACCCUACGGAUUUACGAGAAGGUUAAUGAAAGGUGGGAGAUUUGUGUUAGUAUUGCCGAUGGUCAUUUUGAGCAGGUCAGCUUUGUGAAUAAUAUCGCGACAAUCAAGGGAGGGACUCAUGUCGACUAUAUAACCAAUCAGAUCGCUAAUCACCUUGUGACUGUCGUAAAGAAACAGAACAAACACGCUAAUCUCAAAGCCCAUAAUGUAAAGAACUACCUAUGGGUGUUUGUAAAUGCUCUUAUCGAUAACCCUGCUUUUGAUUCACAAACAAAAGAGACGCUGACGAUUAAACAAAGCAGCUUUGGAUCAACAUGUGAACUCUCACCCGAGUUCUUGAAGAAAGUGGCGAAAUCUGAUAUUGUGAAACGAGUCGUCUCAUGGGUACAGUUUAAACAGCAGAAUGAUUUGAAGAAAACCGACGGUAACAAAAGGGGAAAACUCAACAUCCCUAAACUUGAAGAGGCUAAUUUUGCUGCUACGAAUAAUUCGGAUAACUGCACAUUGAUUCUGACAGAAGGAGAUUCAGCUAAAGCUCUUGCAAUGUCUGGAUUAUCUGUUGUCGGUCAAGAUUAUUAUGGUGUGUUUCCGUUGAGAGGUAAGUUGCUGAAUGUGAGGGAAGCAAGUCCUAAACAGUUGCAGGAAAACGCCGAAAUUCAAAACAUUAAAAAGAUUCUCGGGCUCCAGCAUGGGAAAAUUUACGACAAUGUGAAGUCUCUGCGAUACGGGCAUUUAAUGAUUAUGGCUGAUCAGGAUCAUGACGGUUCGCACAUCAAAGGGUUACUGAUCAACUUUCUUCACUCGUUCUGGCCAUCUUUACUAAAAGUUCCGGAAUUCGUGUUGGAGUUCAUUACGCCUAUCGUCAAGGCCACUAAUAAGAAGACGAAGAACGUUAUAUCGUUCUAUACAAUGCCUGAAUACGAGGCGUGGAAGGAAAAUCUUGGACACAAAGCAAGAGAAUACAAAAUAAAAUACUAUAAGGGGCUGGGAACAAGUAACGGCAAAGAAGGCGCAGAAUACUUCGCUGAUCUCGAAAAGCAUAAGAAAGAUUUUGUAUGGGCCGAUGACGAAGAUGGUGAUGCAAUCGAGCUUGCCUUUAGUAAAAAGAAGAUCGAAGCCAGAAAGAACUGGCUUCGGGCACUUCAGGCUGGUACCUUUUUUGAUUCAAAGGAGAAACAUAUCCCGUAUCGUGACUUCAUCAACAAGGAACUCAUUCUGUUUUCAAUGGCGGAUCUUCAAAGAUCGAUCCCGUCAAUGGUGGAUGGGCUAAAACCGGGUCAACGUAAGAUUCUAUUUUGUGCUUUCAAGAAGCCGAUAUUUCAGGAAGUUAAAGUUGCUCAAUUCAGCGGUUACGUGUCUGAGCACUCUGCUUAUCAUCACGGUGAGCAGAGUCUAGUCAGCACCAUUAUCGGCAUGGCCCAAAAUUUCAUCGGUAGCAACAAUAUUAACCUUUUUUACCCAAGCGGGCAGUUUGGUACCCGUCAAAUGGGUGGGAAGGAUCAUGCAAGUGGCAGAUAUAUCUACACUAAGCUUUCUCCGAUCACACGCCAUCUUUUUCACAAAGCCGAUGAACUGUUACUUAACUACCUGAAUGAAGAUGGUCAAUCCAUUGAGCCUACAUGGUUUAUUCCGAUCAUACCGAUGGUAUUGGUAAACGGAAGUGAAGGAAUAGGAACCGGGUGGAGUUCAUUUAUCCCGAAUUAUAAUCCACGUGAUAUCAUUGCUAACCUGAAACGUUUAUUGAAUGGUGAACAAAUGGUGCCGAUGGAUCCGUGGUAUAAAUGGUUCAAGGGAACUAUUCAGAAGACAACGUCGAAGGAUACCGGAUACACCACUGUCGGCGUUUUCGAGGAAAACGAGGACAACAAUUCGUUGAAUAUCACCGAGUUGCCGAUUAGACGGUGGACUCAAGAAUAUAAGGAGUUUUUGGAGGCUGCUUCGCUUUCAGGGAAGGACAAGGAACCGUUCAUUGAGGAAUACAAUGCGCAUAAUGAUGACACGACAGUGCAUUUUGAAGUUGUUAUGACGGCAAAUCAAAUGAACAAAGCGAAAGAGGAGGGGCUGUUGAAGAAGUUUAAGCUAACGACUACUUUAAGCACAAGUAACAUGCAUCUGUUUGAUGCUAACGGUGUGAUUAAGAAGUAUGAUACCCCUGAACAAAUUCUUGAGGACUUUUUCCACCUUCGUCUUGACUAUUACGAGAAGCGGAAGAACGCUCUGCUUCAUGAGCUUGGAAAAGCAUCUUUGCAGCUGGAAAACAAAGUGCGGUUUAUCCGCGAAGUUGUGGAAGGAACGCUUGUUGUAAGCAACCGAAAGAAGGCCGACUUGUGCGCUGAACUGAAAGUCAAAGGCUACACGCCUUUACCAAAAGAAGCUGUUUUGGAAGCAUCGAUUGCAGGGGCAGUUGACCAUGUUGAAGGAAGUGAAGAAACCGAAGAGGGUUCAGAGGAAGAAACUGCUGAGAUGGCUGUGGAAGAACAAAAGCCGUCUGCCGGGACCGCAAGUAAAACGAUCCCUGGAACCGAAUAUGAUUACUUGCUGUCAAUGGCUAUUGGAACGUUGACGUAUGAGAAGAUGCAACAGCUGUGGCAUGAAAGGGAUACAAAGAAGGCCGAGUUCGAUGAACUUACGAACACACCUUCGAAGUCUUUGUGGUUGAGGGAUCUUGAUUCUCUUAAUAACCAACUCGAUGAACAAGACAAGAGAGACGCGAAAGAUGAAGCGGAAAGACGGAAACAACAAGAAAAGGCGAGGGCGAAGGGUCCUGGAGGUGGUAGAAAUGCUAGAAAACCUGCUCGAAAGGCAGUUACUAAAAAACCAAGUGCCACGUCAGCAGUUGUUAUCGAACCCAUGGACACGUCAGCUAACGAUGUUCCUGUUCCUAAACCACGAGGCAAAGCCGCAGGCCAAAAGAAAGCGCCUGCUAAGGGCAAAGGGAAAGCUACUUUGGUAGAUGAAGACGAUGACGAAAUCCCUUCACUCGCAGAGCGUAUGGCUCAACAAAACUUGCAUUCUGUUCAGGAUGGUGAAAUCGUCGAGCUGGAAGAUCGAUUAGCUAAACAUAACAUUGAAUCAUCUCCUGAUCAAGAAGAAGUUCCCAAAAAGAAAGCACCUGCUAAAAGACCUGCUGCUGCCAAGAAGAAGGCCACCACCAUCAUCUCUGAUGACGAAAACGAAGAGGAUAUUGACUUGAGCGACGAUUCUGACUUCGAAGUUCUAGUAGCACCACCUGAGGAGAAAAAGAAAGGCGGUCGCAAACCGGCUGCAGCCAAGCCUCCAGCAGCAGCAGCAACCAAGAAAAGAGGGGCGGCUGCUGGUGCAGCCGCGAAGACGUCAAAACAAACUGGUGGACAGAAGCUGAUUACUGAAGUGUUGAAGCCAGUGGUGGAAGCAUCACCUGAGAAGAAGGUGAGGAAGAUGAGGCCGUCGCCGUUUAACAAGAAAAGCGGGUCUGUGUUGAACAAGAAAGGGGAGGAGGAGAAAGAAGAGGACGAGAUGGUUGUUGGAGAAUCGAGCGGUGAAGUUGGUGCAAAAGCGAGGCCGCAAAGGGCUAACAGAAAGAAGAUGACGUAUGUGAUCAGUGAUUCUGAGGAAGAGGAUGAAGAGGUUGAUGAUGAGGCGUCUGAGGAUUCUGAUUUUGAUGAUGAUGAGUGAGUAAAACUUGAAGUUGAAGUGGAGGGAAAUUUGUACUUGUUUUCCUUAACUUGUGUUGUUGAUGGAUUGUGUAACUUUUUAGUAGGUUAAAUUUUGUAGAUCCAAUGCUUUUGGACUACCAACUGCAUCUUUAUUCUAUCAAAAUGACUUUGCAAAA
Molecule: messenger RNA, 4787 nt
Organism: Helianthus annuus (common sunflower)
Lineage: Eukaryota; Viridiplantae; Streptophyta; Magnoliopsida; Asterales; Asteraceae
Product: DNA topoisomerase 2
Exons: 15
Coding region: 131-4630 (1499 amino acids)
Biological process (GO): resolution of meiotic recombination intermediates; DNA topological change; sister chromatid segregation
Cellular component (GO): nucleus
Molecular function (GO): ATP binding; DNA binding; DNA topoisomerase type II (double strand cut, ATP-hydrolyzing) activity
Source: RefSeq, a predicted model, not a curated record